Didymodactylos carnosus is the source of this 854-nucleotide messenger RNA. The record is from the annotation of a GenBank genome assembly. NCBI's taxonomy places the organism in Eukaryota, Metazoa, Rotifera, Eurotatoria, Philodinida, Philodinidae.
CACCCGCCACAGAUCCCGUACAUUUCAGCUUGUUAAAGACAUUGAACGAACAGGUAGUCAAAAAGUUGAAAACGUUCAGUGGUCGCAAUCAGAAUGUGGUAACUUGGUUAGAUGAAUUGGAAAUACAGUUUAGUGCUCAUGGUUGGAGCGAGGAGGUCAGAUUGAAAUGUAUACCGACCGUCCUGCUGGAUCAUGCACUUAAAUGGUAUACCCGAGCUGCUACUACUAUAAACUCAUGGAAAGAUUUCGUUACACAAAUUAAAGAUGAAUUUGGUUCAAAAUUUAGUCAACAAAUAGCAUUUGAACGAAUGAUAAAUUAUCAACAAGGAAUUAAUCAGUCUGUUUACGAUUUCUAUUGGGGAAUGCUAGAUAUUAGUCGUGAAAUUGAUCCACAACCAACAGCUCAUAAUAUUUUGCAACACCUGAUUUCAAAUGUAAAGCCUUCUCUGAAAGUAAAGAUUAUGGAAAAAGAUCCAAAAACUUGUGCUGACUUCUUGUAUCAUGCUAAAUUUUUCGAACAAGUGGCGCCAUUUAAACUACAGGAAGAGGCUCAAGCUAUCUAUGCGCCAUCCCAGCGACGAUGGCCAACACAACAACGACCACAACAGCAGAUAAAUUCAGAUAGUGUUCAGAGUAAUCCACCACCAGCCGCUCCACAACAGGCAGUUGCUUCUCAACCUGCCGCUCCAGUAUCCAAUGCACACAAACCAUCAAGUAAAGGACAGGUAUUUGAAAAUUCCAAUAAUCGUGGCCCGUAUUCAAACUAUUCUGGUUGUCAUAUUUGUGGGUCAACACUUGAACACUAUGCCCGAAACUGUCGUGAACGACAGGGUUUCGAGCAGUGGAGUCAUUGA